ACAAUAAGGUUCACCCACGGGUCCGAAUCGCAAAAAGGAGGAAACCCCUAAUCCCACCCGCUCCUGCCCUCCCCCAACACCAGCAGCGGCGGCGCCGACGAGCCACCACCGAGUGCAAUGGCGAGCUCCGCGCUGAGGCGGUCUAUCCCGCGGUGUACCUCGCUCCGCCACUCCAUUCCUCCCCACCUGCCGCCCGCAGCUGCCGGCGCCUUCCGUCGUUCGUUCCAGUCUGGGGAUGGUGGGGAGACCGUGGAGGAAUUCGAUGAACGGCUGUUUGGGAGCAAGGGCACAGAAGAAGGGUCUCUCUAUGCGAGGCUUGACAGGGCUGAGAAUGCUAGUAGGAGAUACGGCAUGGGCUCUGGAAUAGGUGGUUUCGCCGGGUUGGGUGAUAGGAAGAGCUCUGGGUCAUCCAUGGGUCGUUUCCCUGGGUUCAAUGACAGGAGCGGCUCUGGGUCAGCCAUGGGUGGUUUUGGUGCGCUUAGCGACAAGAGCAGGUCUGGGUCCAUUGGUUUAUAUGAUUCUUCGAAUGAUAGUAUAAAUCAGACGCUGGGUAAUGUGGCACGCUUCCAAACGGAUGACGACAACAACGAAGAUGACGAGUGGGAAGAGGAAGAUUUUGACUUCAGGCCUGAUGUGACGUAUAGGCGAGGAUCGACUUAUUCUGUUCGGGACCUUGACCUUACAAGACCUGCAGCCGCAAAGAAUCCUCCUAGACCACAGUUUGAAACAACUACAGCGGAGGUUUUGAGGAAGGCUGAUUUUAGGGGGCCAACCAACCACCUUAACUCCCUGGACUCUCCCAACUUUUAUAAAGUGACAGAAAGAGAGUUUAACAGAAGAGAAAAGGAGCACCGCGCCACAGUUCCAACAAUUACACAACCAGCCAAUAGUACAAAAGCUUCAAGGAAACCGAUCUUUAAGUUUCUUAAGAGAACUUCAGAGCUCUUCAAGUGGAAGCAUCUCCCUGUCCAUCUAAAUCCUCAUCUGGCAGCAAUCUUGACGUCUCGGCAUCCUUCUUCUGACGCUUCAGGAUCUGGUUUGCAAUCUGUAACAUGGUGUUCACUCCAUCUUCAAGUUGCUCCUUGUCAGCUUCACAGUAAAGACCUGCCGAGUAUUUCAUCAGAGCACAUACAUGGUAUAUGAUUUGCAUAGGGUCCUUGAUGAUGGUUUUCUCAAAACAUGCUUUGUUUCGCGCUUUCCAGAUGGCCCAGCACACCGCUGCAAUCCCACAUAAAUGAAAUUUCCUGCCAAAUGGUAACCAUUUCUCACACCAAUUCCAACUGUGAUCAAGAUUCCUUGGAAUAUUUGUUGCUCCAAAGCAUAAAGCUAUCACAGCCCAAACAGAUUUGGCUACAGAACACUGAAAAAAGAGAUGAGAUAUAUUCUCUGUACAAUUGCAAAAGUAACAUUCAGGAUUUCCACUCCACUUCCUUUUAGUCAAAUUGUCCUUGGUUAAAAUUGCAUUAUUAACCAUAAGCCACAUAAAAAUCUUAAUUUUCAAUGGCACUUUGCCUUUCCAAAUCAGUUUAUGAUAUGGGCCAGCAUCUGAACUUGUCAAUGAUUUAUACACUGAUCUGACUGAAAAUCUUUUGUUCUUCUCUAGAGACCAAAUAACUUCAUCCGGUUCAUUUUCAAGUUUGAAUGUGGUGACUUCGCACCAAAUUUGCUCCCACCAAAUUCUCAAUUCAUCAGGCAACCAUCUUCUAAAAGUAAUUUGCACCUCAGCACUUCUAACCUUUUGUACAGUUAUCUCUUUACAUUCACAAAGUUCAAACAUUUCUGGAACUACAAUGCAUAAGGGUUGCUGAUAAAUCCAUCUGUACCUAAUAGAUAGAAAUCUUUGAUUUUAAGCAAAUCAGACCACAUAGAAGAAUCAGAUAACUUGUGUUUAACAUUAUGAAUGUUAUCUUUCCGCAAAUAUUUGUAAUUGAUCAAUUUCUGUCAUAAGCCUUCUUCUUUUUCUAGCUUCCACCACCACUUACAUAGUAGACUUAUGUUCAUUUUCCUCAAGUUUUUGAUUCCCAAACCGCCUUUCCUUUUACGUUUGCAAAUCUUUUCCCAUUUUACAAGAUGAUACUUUUUCCUCGUUCUACCUCCCUGCCAGAAAAAUUUUCGUCUAAUUUGAUCUAGCUUUUUAACAAUCGUUUUAGGUAAGAGGUAUACAGACAUGUGAUAAAUUGGAGAGUUGUUCAGACUGGCACUAAUUAAGGUAGAUCUCCCAGCAAUUGACAUACACCCACCUUUACACACAUCUAGUUUCUUGAAACUCUUAUCUAUUAAAGGUUGCCAAUCAGCAACAUGAAGUCGACUUGGGCUUACAGGUACUCCUAAAUAUUUAAUAGGAAACUGACCAAUUUGACAGUUAAAAAAGCUCAGCAUAUUUUUGACCCCAACUUUCCUCAUCAUUUAUCAUAAUGA
Sorghum bicolor (sorghum) is the source of this 2418-nucleotide messenger RNA. RefSeq lists its product as uncharacterized. Lineage: Eukaryota; Viridiplantae; Streptophyta; Magnoliopsida; Poales; Poaceae. Gene Ontology annotation, cellular component: ribosome; mitochondrial small ribosomal subunit. Gene Ontology annotation, biological process: translation. The transcript is spliced from 4 exons. The coding region runs from base 118 to 1143 and encodes 341 amino acids. Gene Ontology annotation, molecular function: structural constituent of ribosome; small ribosomal subunit rRNA binding. The record is from RefSeq and is a predicted model, not a curated record.